Auanema sp. JU1783 is the source of this 1686-nucleotide messenger RNA. The record is from the annotation of a GenBank genome assembly. Lineage: Eukaryota; Metazoa; Nematoda; Chromadorea; Rhabditida; Rhabditidae.
AUGAGGUAUACAGAGGCCAUUCAAACUUUAUACAAUGCAGAACUCUACGAAGAAGUAGUGUUUCUACAUGAGCUCGAUAGCAAUACAACUGGGCUCACUGUGAAACAGGAGUAUAUGUACAAUGUUUAUAUUGCAGAUUCGUAUUCAUAUUUAGAACAGUAUAAGCAUGGCAUAAGACAUUAUGAGCUUGCGACGCUGUUAUAUUUUCGAAUAUCUCGUGGAGUUAUCACAAAGAAUUUCGCGGAGAGCGAUGUUCGUUACCGGUAUCACAAAUGUUUAUUGAAGGAAAAUAGACAUGAAGAUGCUUUAGAUGUGCUAUUGAAAGUUCCUACAGAAGCUUUGACACCCAAAAUUUGUUCAGCGAUCGCUAAAAUGUUGCACGCAAAAGAAAAAGUAAUUCUAGAAAAAAAUAUGGCCGUCAAAUACAUGAGAAGUAUAAUCGAAUCAUGCCCAAUGGCAUAUAAAACUCUAGACGAGUUGGUUCGUGCAGGAAUCAAAAUUGAUUUUGAACUUGAUAGGAACUUCAGAAAUACUAGUGCUUUAAUUAGAGCGCACAAAAGUAUUUAUGAAAAUGAUAUAGUAUCAGCUGUAAGAACUCUAACUACAGAAGGUGCAGGAAUGAAUAGAACAAUAUGUAUUGAGUUAGGAAAGCUAUUUUAUAUGGUGGGCAUGAGAAAUGAUGCAAGAUCUGAGCUAGCAAAGGCACAUGCUAUUGACGAAGAUAAAGCGGACGGAAUGGAUAUUUUAGCAUAUAUAUAUUCAACGGAUUCAAAAACUCGAAAGUAUUUGGAAGGGCUUGCCCCCACUUUGAUAAGGAACUGUCCAAAUGCAGUAGAAACUUAUAUAGCGUUUGGGUAUUUAUCCAGAGCUUUAGGUGGAGCAAAACAUCUCUCCAGUGCGCUGCAGUUUUCUUAUAAAGCCUGCAAUAUUAAACUAUUCGGUGGCCGAACGCACAGCGGGGCAAUGUUGCUGAAAGCUCUGGUACUAAAAGAUAUGGAUAGAUAUGCAGACGCCAUAACUCAUUUGAAGGAAGCCAUUCAAGACGAUCCACUAAAUUUCGACUUGUACGAUACAAUUAUAUCUUUUUUCCUGCAAGAGAAUAGUUAUGAAGAAGCACGUACCAUCCUCACCGGUUGUUCUGUUUACCAUGGUAGCGAUCCUCGUGUACAUGUUUUAGAGGCGAAACUUUUGAUGAAGAGAGGAGUUUACGAAGAUAAAAAGGAAGCUCAAAGAAUGUUGGAAAGAAUUGUUGCCAAGCAUCCUUUCCUUCUUGACGCAGCAAUCGUUCUUAUGGAAUAUUAUGAAGCUACAAACAACUUUACUAAAGGCAUCGAAAUGCUCAAUAAACUGACGAAUACUAAGUUUCCCUAUAGUUCCUUGGCGAUGAUUCAUCAUCUUCUGGGGGAAUUUUAUGUGAAAUCCGAUAAACCACUAGAAGCAUACAAUCAUUUUAACUUGGCAAUCAUUAAUGGGCACACAGAUAGUAUCAACGAACUUGAGUUGAUUAAUAAUGCUUUGGCUCAAUCAGGUGGCAUACAACCUAAACAAAGCACUGUUAUUCCUAGGGCGCCUCCAACUUCCCCUCAUUCGAAUCUAUUGCCGAUUCCCUUCAAUUUAUCUUCAAAUUCUCCAGAUCCAUCUCUGUCUAAUCAAGAAAUUAUGGAUGAAGAUCCUCCGCAAAUUUAG